Messenger RNA from Corylus avellana, 1440 nucleotides. Its product is annotated as golgi-to-ER traffic-like protein. Gene Ontology annotation, molecular function: protein binding. Gene Ontology annotation, biological process: protein insertion into ER membrane. The record is from RefSeq and is a predicted model, not a curated record. Lineage: Eukaryota; Viridiplantae; Streptophyta; Magnoliopsida; Fagales; Betulaceae. Gene Ontology annotation, cellular component: cytosol.
ACGGAUCCAAGUCCAACACAUGGAGGCUUAGAGACCAUGGUGGAGUGAAGGCCCAAAAAGCCCUUUUGCGUCUUUCACUUCCAACUUGAUCCCCCAUUCAUCGACACCGAAUCAGGCGGAUCUUUGCCACCGAAGAAGAAAGAAGAGAAGAGGAGGAGCGUCUCACGCUUCGACGCUGUGGUCAUGUCGCGGGAGAGACCCAGGAGAGGCACACUCCCUCCGGCUCAAGAGCAUGUCGAAAAAUUAGAGAAAGUUGUGGAAGAGGGUAAUUAUUAUGGAGCUCAACAAAUGUACAAAUCUAUCAGUGCAAGAUAUGCUUCUGCUCAGAGGAAUUCUGAAGCUUUGGAUAUCCUUCAAUCCGGUGCGUGCAUCCAAUUGAAACAUGAUCAGAUUACUUGUGGGGCAGAGCUUGCUGUGUUGUUUGUGGAGACACUUGUUAAAGCGAAAAUUCCUUAUGACAAUGAAACCCUUGACCGUGUCAGGAAAAUUUACAAGAUGUUUCCUCAGAUUCCUCUGCCACAACACUUACCAGAUGACGAUGAAAUGCAACAACUUUCUGAAGCCCUUGGGGCAGCAAAAAUACGUGUAGAGGGCUGCUCAUCAUUCUUAAAGGCUGCUAUAAGGUGGUCUGUGGAGUUUGGAGCACAUAGGAAUGGAUCUCCUGAAUUACAUGUUAUGCUGGCUGAAUAUAUAUAUUCUGAAUCUCCUGAAGUGGACAUGGCUAGAGUAUCAUAUUAUUUUGUUAGAGGAAACAACCCAAAGAAGUUUGCUUCUGUUCUCGUAAAUUUUAUGGGAAAGUGUUACCCAGGUGAAGAUGAUUUGGCGAUUGCACGGGCAAUUUUAAUGUAUUUAUCUGCGGGUAAUCUGAGAGAUGCUAACUGCCUCAUGGAUGAGAUAAAGAAACAAGUGGAAUCUAAGCAGCUUGAGUUUCCCCAAUCAGAUCUGAUCCAGUUCAUCAUAUAUCUUUUGCAAACAUUGCAGAGAGAUGCUUUGCCUCUUUUUAAUAUGUUGAAAACGAGUUACAAGACAAGCAUAGAAAGGGAUCCUGCAUUUAAUGAGUUUGUAGAUGAAAUUGCUGAGAAGUUCUAUGGAGUGCGGCGUAGAAAUCCCCUGCAAGGGGUGUUUGGGGAUAUCUUCAAGAUGAUGGGAGGUGAAUAGCAAUGUGACACAAGUUCAAUCACUCUGUACCUCUGUGAUCCUGCAACUACAUUUUCUGUGCCAUCAAAAGGAGUAAUUGAUCUGUAUGGCGCACCCUGCCCAUUUUUUUUUUUUAUAUAGUGUUUCUGGGUUUCUACUGAUUGUAAUUUUAUUUUCUUCAGUGAGGAGAAAAAAAAAAACUUCCAUUAUUUUUUAAACCCGACUGUAUCCUUGCUUACUACACUCUUUGCUAUUGGCUUUUAUUAUUUAUUAGAUUAUUUGAAUUAUAUGCAUGUUUCUUCA